Solanum dulcamara is the source of this 1357-nucleotide messenger RNA. Its product is annotated as tubulin-folding cofactor B. Gene Ontology annotation, biological process: tubulin complex assembly; post-chaperonin tubulin folding pathway; cytoplasmic microtubule organization. The record is from RefSeq and is a predicted model, not a curated record. The coding region runs from base 327 to 1055 and encodes 242 amino acids. Gene Ontology annotation, cellular component: nucleus; cytoplasm; microtubule plus-end. The transcript is spliced from 9 exons. Lineage: Eukaryota; Viridiplantae; Streptophyta; Magnoliopsida; Solanales; Solanaceae. Gene Ontology annotation, molecular function: alpha-tubulin binding; microtubule plus-end binding.
AAUUAAAUUUUUAUAAUUAAAAAAAAUAAAAAAAAUAACGUAAUUAACUAUUAGGAUGAGGUUGAUUAUAAAUUAUACAAAAAUUAAAGAUACCAUAAGGGGCACGAAUCAGCCGUACUACUAACGCAGCCGUCGUAAAGCCAGCCAGUCUCCCUCGAAAAGGAAAAAGAAAAAAUUUGAAAUUCCUAACUCGUUUUUCUUGUAAACUGUAGUGCGAUCUCUCUCUGUACAUCGUCGGGUGCUGUGGUCUGCAGAGAGGGCUAAAUUCCUCAUUCCAACGGUGUUUUUCAGACGCACAAAGUAGUAAAAAUUACCCGGGAAGGAUAAUGGCUUCUCAGUUACAGAUUCAAGGGGAUGAAUCCGUACUUUUACGGGUUACUCACUCCAAUAUGAAGAGCUUUUCUCCAGAAAUCCGUUUUUCUCUUCAGAUGACAGUGGAAGCCGUGAAAGAUAAGCUUUGGAAAAAGUGUGGUACUUCGGUCGAUUCAAUGUCCCUGGAGCUCUAUGAUGAAACUGGUGCUAAAAUCUCAGUCCUAAGUGACAAUGCAAGACCACUUGGUUUUUAUUCCCCACUGAAUGGUUAUCGCUUACAUGUCAUUGAUCUUGAUCCAUCAUCAGUGACUUCUGGAGGUUGGCUCGAGGACACAUCACUUGUGGAGAAGUAUACUAUCUCUGAAGAGGCUUAUGAGAAACUUGGUGGUACUUUCAGAAAAUUCAAGGAAACAUUGCCGCUUAAGCAACCACCUGGUCUAGAAUCUAAAAUAUCUAGCAACUGCAUGGAAGAUCUUUGUGCAAAUAUAAAGAUAGGGGACAGAUGUGAAGUGGAGCCUGGAGAGAGAAGAGGCAUGGUCAAAUUUGUUGGUCAGGCUGAAACACUUGCACCUGGGUUUUGGGUUGGAGUUCAGUUUGAUGAACCAGUAGGAAAACAUGAUGGCAUGGUUAAAGGGAAACGUUACUUUGACUGCCCUCCUCUUCAUGGUGCAAUGGUCCGACCAGACAAAGUAAAGAUUGGAGACUAUCCAGAAAAAGAUCCCUUUGAGGAUGAGGAAAUUUAAUUAUAUAGGAUUCCCGUCUGCUGUUCCUUUGGUUUGUGAUCUUUUUAAUCAAUUGGAGUCUGGAGAUGCAUGUUUCAAAUGUAUAAACUGAGCUGAAAAGAUCGUCAAGCCUGUAAUUGAAAGUCACGGAAAUGUCACUGAAGAUUUCAAGUCGAUGAAGAAACCUGAAUGAAUUAAAUAUUUACCCAGCAGGUGCAGAUAAAUUGUUGUACUUAGGUGUAUUGUGAUUUUUUGUGGUUGAUUAUCAGUCUGAAUCGUUGUAAGAAAGUUUCUAGAGAUACGUUUAUUUCAGUGGAUAGAAA